This is a messenger RNA of Columba livia (rock pigeon), 4543 nucleotides long. RefSeq names its product G protein-coupled receptor 17 (gene GPR17). Gene Ontology annotation, cellular component: membrane. Bases 1813 to 2847 code for a protein of 344 amino acids. Gene Ontology annotation, biological process: G protein-coupled receptor signaling pathway. The record is from RefSeq and is a predicted model, not a curated record. Gene Ontology annotation, molecular function: oxysterol binding; G protein-coupled receptor activity. The transcript is spliced from 2 exons. Lineage: Eukaryota; Metazoa; Chordata; Aves; Columbiformes; Columbidae.
AAGAAGAGAGAAUAAAACCUAUUAAACCAAAGCACAUUGCUCAAAUGCCUUUACCAUGUCUGGAUUCCUUAGUCUUCAAUAGCUAGGACAAAAAGAGACCAUUGAAUCCUAGCUCUUCUGCCUGCAAAUUCCUUUUAGUCCUAAAUUAAAGAAAAUACAGAAUUAUGUGAUUUUGCAAUUUUAUGUGGUAAAAGUAACUGUGUUCCUAUCACACAGAAUCUUGAGUUGGAAAGGACCCAGAAGGAUCAUAGACUCCAACUCCCUGAUCCUCACAGCACGACCUGAAACUAAACCGUAUGACUUGUUCUAGAACAUAUUACAAGUACAGUCCUAAACAGGCAGAUAAGUCAGAUUUCUGGUAGAAAAACUUGGGCAAUGGCAUAAAAAACUUUUGUGAAGGGUGAUGGAAUCCACCAUUUUUAUCCCAAUACUUAGGAGCUCUGAGGCAAAGCUGUUCAGUUACUUGCCUAUUACCUGCCCCUCUAGCUGCAACACUGCAAGCUGAGAAGAAUUUAUGAUAAACCAAAAAGGACAGAGGAAUUACUCUUCUGCGGCCUUCUUUGUGAUAAAACAGCCUGCUUAAUUCCUUUCAUUAUAUCACUAUGUGAAACACUCGCUGAGAUUUACAGGUCAUUCUCAAAAGACACCAGACAAAAGGGAAAGUUCCAAUGGAAAGGGUAGAUUCACGGCUGAAGUUGGGGUCUCUUUGCAAGGCCCCUUCCAAAAUUCUGGUGAAAUGAAUCACUUAUCCCCGUUUCACAGAUCUAAGGGUAAGAAUACAACACAGAUGUUGUUGUGAGACCUCAAACAUUUAUGACCUUCAGUUGGCAGGCGCCUGUCUAAGUGCUAAGUAUCAUUAUUAUUCUCUCCAAAUCUGAGUCCUCCUGUCAGCAAGUGUCUCUCUCCAGGGCUGGAACUACUGUCUGCCCAGACGGAGUCCAGAAAAAGCAGACAGCACCCCAUUAUAAGGAAACAUGCAGCUGUGCUCAUCUCAGCAUAAAGGCAUCAAUUUUAUUCGGCACUGUCAAAUGCAGAGUAAUUAUACGGGGCAGGACAUAGGGACCCUGAAGCAAGUGUCCUGAAAGAGACCCCUCUCAUUCAGCUGAAUAAGAAGCCUUGAGCCAUUUGCACUGAUAAACCAUUAUCAAUCCCUCCCCGCUCACAAACCCUCUGCCGACCCAUAGACCCUCCUCUAUUGCAGGCAAAGGGAAGUGUUGGACAGGCUAAGCUGUUACCAUAGCAGCCGCCCCUCUCCCUCUCCCCACUCCCACCAUUAUGGAAUUAUCCUAUUCUGAAAUGUCCUGUUGUGUCUAUUAAUACCAGAGUUCCUCCAAACAAUGCUUCUCUCCACCCUCCUAAAAUAAUCAGGGGACUCCAAGAAGUCUGUGUUCACGGCUGGGAGUUCAGUAGCAGCCUUUAGUAAGCACCACGAACACUGGAAUAUUCAUACAGUAUAUUCAUAUCUGUAACAGCAGCAGCAGCCCCUGUGCCAAGGGCUCAGCUGGGAUGAAGACAGCUCUUCAGCGCUGGGGUGUCCUCUCCCCUGCGCUGCUGUGUGACUGAGCUGAUAAUGCGCUAUCAGAGCUGGAAGGACACUAUAUAGAGGGGCUCCCCUCUCCGUGCUCAGCAACUCUGCAACUGUGUGCUCUUUUGGGAUCAUCUCACUGUUUUCACCGUUGCUGCUUCUAUUUGGUUUGCUGUCAUCAGAGGGAGUUCCUUGAGAUCUUCCCCAAAAGGACCCUACACUCCACCCAUAGGACUUCACUGUAAAGAGCUUCUUGGGGUUUUAUUUCUUCAAAACUGUGGUGAAAAAUGAAUGGCCCAGCAGAACCCUCAAGUCUAUUCUUCAAUUGCUCAAAUCAAUCAACUUUCUCUUUGGAAACAUCAGAGCAAUGUGGCAAAGAGACACACCUGGAGAACAUCCUUUUUGCCACUUUCUACUUCCUGGACUUCAUCCUGGCUUUUGUUGGCAAUGCCCUGGCUCUUUGGCUCUUCAUUCGAGACCAGAAGUCAGGCACACCCGCCAACAUUUUCCUGAUGCAUCUCGCUGUGGCUGACCUGUCCUUUGUGCUGGUACUCCCCACCCGGCUAGUGUACCACUUUUCUGGCAAUCACUGGCCAUUUGGUGAGAUCCCGUGCAGACUCACUGGCUUCCUUUUUUACCUCAACAUGUAUGCCAGUAUCUACUUCCUCAUGUGUAUCAGCGUCGACCGUUUCCUGGCCAUUGUGCACCCUGUGAAGUCCAUCAAGCUCCGCAGGUCCCUUUACGCCCAUUUGGCAUGUGCCUUUCUGUGGGUUAUAGUCGGGAUUGCAAUGGCACCGCUGCUGCUCAGUGUGCAGACAGUGGAGAUGAACAACAUGACCAUCUGCCUGCAGCUCUACAGAGAAAAGGCAUCACGUCAUGCUCUCGUGUCCUUAGCAGUGGCAUUCACCUUCCCAUUUGUUACUACGGUGACCUGCUACUUAUUGAUCAUCAGAAGCCUAAAGAGUGGGAACAGAGUUGAGAAACACUUGAAGGAAAAAGCUAUCAAAAUGAUCAUCAUGGUCCUGAUGAUCUUUCUGAUUUGCUUUGUACCUUACCAUGUCAAUCGCUACAUUUACAUUCUCCACUACAACGGGACCAAAACCUCCUGCGAAACACAGCGUAUUCUCGCCCUCAGCAACCGCAUUACUUCCUGCCUCACGAGUCUAAAUGGUGCCUUUGACCCAGUCAUGUAUUUUUUUGUGGCUGAGAAAUUUCGUGAGGCUUUGUGCAAUCUGUUUUGUGUUAAAAAGACCGUAAUGUUGCCUCAAACAUAUGAGGGAAAAACAAAUGAAAGCUCACUAAGUGCUAAAUCUGAACUGUGAACAUGGCUCUUGUCACUGUUUCAAUUUAAGAACGAUCUAUCCCACCAAAAUCAGCUGAGAGCACAAAUAUGCAGCAAGAUAGUCUACCCAGAGUCACACUCAUCCUGAGGAGGGAAGUUCUGUUAUUUUGAUGGGACUGCAAUUAGCAAGAGCCCCUCUGACAACCAAGAUCACAUGUUCUUGUCUUAAUGAAACUGCAAAGUACAGUUCUGCUGACUUCCAAGACAUGAAACUGAGGGCUGAACAGUUAGGAAUAGGGAAGGGAGCAAAGAGGAUUUCUUUUCCUUAUAAAAAAGAACUUAAUUUCCAAAGCAUUCAGUAACAACUCUUCCUCUGCACAAUGCAUGCAGCCUACUUUAUUUUUUUUAUAUUGUGCCAGCAGUAGAGAUCCACUCUUGAGACAGACCCGCCUGAUGAAAAGACAGCAUACUUCCACAUCUUGUUCAAGUCUCCAAAUUCAAUGUGUUUACACACAAUAGACAGAAACUUGGGACUAAAUUGUAGCAAGAAAAAAAAAAGACGAAAAUGCUGCACUGCACCCAACCUGGACUGGAAUUAAGAUGGGACUUAUAUUUUCUUCUUCCCAGCAUUCAGAGCUGCAGAUGAGCACUAAACUUCACACUAUCUUUUCCAUCUGCCCUGUGCUAUUGUCUUAAGGCUGCAGACAGAGGUUGGACAAUAUUUACAAUAAUGCCUCUUUCACAUAGUUAUCUGCAAAACAUCAGGUACCCUGAUAACCCUCAAACUAAAGAACAGAAAAGGGCUGUUUAAGAAUACUGCUUUUAUCUUUACUACAUACUGAAUCAUAAGAAUAUGAGGCCAAACGGCAGAAGUGAAGAAAUGUAAGCAUAUGAAGAAGUGAAGUAUAUUUCAUCCAGAAGAGAUUCCUAUCUUUGAGGUGGUUUACAGUUAUUUUUUGUGACUUAUGUAGCAAGGUUAUUAAUUCCCUACAGAUAAAGUAGGGAUUAUCUUACCUAGCCUCACUGACAGAAACUGCAUCCAGUGAAAUACAUCUGGAAGUGACAGGCAGACCAGGGAAAACCAGGUACAAUGAGAAGCAGCAAAAAGAACCCAAGAGUUCCCAAUAGUAUUUAUUAGAAUACUGCUUCUAUGCUAUAGAGAUAAAUAUUACAGGAAAUCACGUGACAGAUUAACUAUAUUUUUUACAUACAGAUACAUAUACACACAUCUCUCUCUUCUAUCCUUUUGGGAAUGAGUUCCUUACCAUUUUAGAUUUGGUCCGCAAAUUAUACAAUCAAACAUACUUUUAUCUUGCUUGAACUGCUUCAAUCCUGGCUGAUUUCCCAAAACACCCAGGAACACCCCUAGGUGCUAUCACAACAGCCCAUUUUAACAAGCUUAGGUGUCAAAAGAAAAUCAUUUAUGCCCAACUUCAAAAACAAAGGCACAGAAGUUGCACGCAGGACUGAAGAGAAAAAGGAGUUGAGAGGGCUCCCUGCUGGACAGGGAACAAGUGUAUAACCUUCCCUUCUUCAGCAUUUAGUAGCAAGAACAUAAACUCUAGGAUACUACUUAGGCUUUGCUCAAGACUUAUGAAAGCCUGAAAUUAACUAUGGAUUGUGCAACACUGUCUGCUAACUGCUGGAUUGUUUUAUUUUGUUAUCAUGGUAUACUUUUGUACAAGUUCCCUUUUAUGUUUUUAUCCCUUAUUUCUUAAUUAAAAGUAUUAAUCAAC